AUGGAGGCGACGUUGCUCAGCAGCCUCCACACCAAGCUGGAUGACUUGGAGGGCAAGAUGCGAGCCUACCGCUGCGACCUGCUCUCCGACUUCCAGCGCUACUACCACGAUCUGCUCGUCGGCGUCUCUCCCAGCGUCGCAUCCAGCGUCCAGCGCGCCAUUGUCCAGUCCUUUGCCAACUAUCCGACGCUCCGCCCCGAGCUCGAGCUCGAGGCCGCUGUCGCUGACUCACAAGCGCCUCACCCGGCUUCAUCCCAGCAGCCCGCCGCCCGUAACGAGCCUCCCGGCACUCCUACCAUCACUUCGCGCGAACGCGAGACGGAGCUGCAGGGCCUGUUCACGCCGAGCUAUCUGCCCCUGCUGGACAGCUCGCCUCCGUCCAAGUACGACCCCCGACCGGCAGCUCCCUCGCCUGGUGACUCGACGGCCGCGGCCACGGCUUCGACCACGGCCACGCAGACGACGGCUGCCGACUCAUUACCGCCUGCAAUGGCACCACCAGCUACCGGCAGCGGCAGCGGCACUGCCACCAAUCAUGGUAUCACCGAGGGCGGCCUUGCAACCGCAGGCAACGACACGCCGCCCGCAGACCCUCAGGCUCCUAACGAGGCGCACCGCCUCGUCAGGACCGCUACCGAAGAGUCAACCUCGUCUGUCAACUCGGACAGGAGCGACGCCAAGGCCAGGAGAAGUGCCCUGCGACGCUCAUCUAGUACAUCUAAGCCGGCCCAGAGCCCAAGGCGAGUUCGCUUUGAGGUUAUGGGAACAGAGGUGUUGCCGACGUCAUCGCCGCAACAGGUCGAAUUCCUAGGUCCCGUCGCAUCACCGCCGGCCUUGGAGGACGAUCCAAUUGCCUCUGGCAUGAUACUGGGCGACGACAUGGACUGGGAGCCCCCAGUCCGGAAGAGCUCCUCCACAGAGGCCUUGCGAGCUUUGUCGAGAGCGCCGGCGGAGGAAGGCACUGUCUGGACUGUCGUGAAUCCUGAUACGGACGAGGCGCCAUCACAUCCGAACAACACCGCCAGGAUGCCUCCUGGGAAGCCUACCUCUGCCGAGCUCAUCACACCUACAGUAAACCACCAUACAUCAACCAUUCCAUCGAGAGCUGCGCAAGCCAGCAACGCGACAUCGUCAUAUCCCGAUGACGUCAACCAUCGCGGGUCAGGAAACAACGAUGAUGACGGCAACUCUUCAGACGACGAAGACGACUAUCUAGCCAUGCCUAAACGCAACUCUCUCGGAGUUGGGAAGUCUGCGUCUGCCUCACAUCCCCAAUUGCCCCCAAAGAGAGCGGUCAAUGGACACUCAGCUGCGGCAUCGUUGCCGAACAGAUCGAUCAUCAGCUCUAGCAAUGCCAGCAAUCAUCGGGAGAGAAGCAAUCCACCUCCUCGUGUAGAUGAAACCCUGGUCGAUGAUGGGGACGAUGACGAUGAGCUCUUUGAGUUUGAACCUGGCGGCCUUAGUGCUCCGCCAAAGCCCCGCGAAAGACAGCCUCCCCCGCCUGACGACGACGACGACGAUGACGAGCUUUCCGAUGGAUCUCAAGAUGACGUGCCCAGCAUGGACCGACCCAGCCAUCAGUCUCUCUAUUCAACUUCGCCGGCUGUUCCCAUCAUGCGACCGGCACGGUUUGACAACUCCACGUCCACCGUGUCUAGGUUUCAGCCUGGGUCCCUUGGAUCAUACAAGGGCCGUCCCGUCAUCAUGCCUGUAGUGCGCAACCCGGAGGUGCAUGCUCGGGCGGCUUCCUUGGGCAACUUUAACACUUUCGUGGGCGGUCUGGAUGGUCGAAGCGGUAUGGACGAAGCAGACCUCAGCAGUUUCCGCGCUAGUUUUGUCCGAUCCGGCUUCACUGGGACGCCUCGGAGUUUUACUGAGCGUUUCAUGAUGGAGGAGGCUCAGGCACAAGCACAGGCGGACAAGGAAGAGAAUGGUUCCGCCCAGUGA
Molecule: messenger RNA, 1947 nt
Organism: Trichoderma reesei QM6a
Lineage: Eukaryota; Fungi; Ascomycota; Sordariomycetes; Hypocreales; Hypocreaceae
Exons: 1
Coding region: 1-1947 (648 amino acids)
Source: RefSeq, a predicted model, not a curated record